This is a messenger RNA of Actinia tenebrosa (Australian red waratah sea anemone), 1361 nucleotides long. Its product is annotated as zinc finger TRAF-type-containing protein 1. Gene Ontology annotation, cellular component: nucleus. The record is from RefSeq and is a predicted model, not a curated record. NCBI's taxonomy places the organism in Eukaryota, Metazoa, Cnidaria, Anthozoa, Actiniaria, Actiniidae.
AUCAUAAAACAACAAACACGGGGUAAUGUAGCAGUGCAUACGAAUACUUCUUUCUAGAAACGGGCGAAAAUAUGAGUAAUACCGAGAAUCAAGGCAUCGUACAGGUUGAAGACACCACCGAUAAAGAAAAUAUCGAACCUCCAGCGAAAAAACCCAAAACUGAGACCAAGAAAUUGGAAGAUUUGGAAACGAGAUUGUACGAUAUUCUGAGCUGUAACGUAUGUUUGUCUUUACCUUCUAAGGAGAUCUAUCAGUGCCCACAUGGACACCUUAUGUGCUGCAGCUGUCUUACUCAUCUCCUAGCAGAUGCUAGAUUGAAAGAUGAGCAGGCAACUUGUCCAAACUGCAGGACAGAGAUCAGUCGCAGCAACUGCUCCAGAAACCUUGCAGUUGAGAAGGCAGUGUCAGAGCUGCCUACAAAAUGUCAGUACUGCAGCCAGGAAUUUCUUCGUGUUAUUGUAAGGUUGCAUGAGAAGGAGGAGUGCACUGAAAGGUUGGUUGAAUGCAAGUACAAGAGACUGGGUUGCCAGUGGCAAGGCCCGUUUCAUGAGUUAUCUGGGCAUGAAGGGGAAUGUUUGCAUCCCAAUAAGACUGGCAUUGAGCUAAUGACAGCUUUGGAUACAAUAGAUGAAACAAAUGCAAAGCGAGUGAAGACACUAGAAACCAUUGUUGGGCUCCUGUCCUUUGAAAAGAUCGCUAUAAAUGAUUUACAGCUGAGAUCAUACCGGACAGAUGACUUCAUCCCACAGCUCUACUAUGAGACAAGCCGCUUUAAUGCUUUAGGACAGCAGUGGGUCGUCAAGGUCAAGGUUGACGGCAGUGAAAAGAUCCUUAAGAGAAAUCUGCUUUUCCAGCUCAUACAGAAAACAAAGGGACAAGUAAAGAUCAAGUUCAUGAUGAUUCGCAGUCCAUUUGGUGACCUCUCUGUCAAUCCUACAUUACAUUAUCAUGAGUUCACAGCUGAUCUGCUGGAGAGUGAGUUUUAUGAACUGGCAUUUGUGGACAAUCUUGAAGCCAACAAAAUGUUAGCCUCUAAGAUAAUCAACUUAAGACUGAUGAUGUUCCAAUUAUCUAACUAAAUGACAGAGUUUGACCACUAAAAUAAAUAUAAAAAAUGGCUUAUUUUGAAUUACGGUUUUAUAACUGAUCUUUGAAAGUAUUUUGUUCAGUUUUAAUUAUUUGCUUGAUUUGCUUUAAGCAUCUCUGAAGGCUUCAUGAUGACAAAUAAGCUAACUUCAAUAAAAAUAAUUCAAAAUUUGAAAGGUUAAAAGAACAUUUACCAAAAGGUUUAUGCUAUAUAAUAAAUAAAUUUGCUCUAUGCUACAAUUUUUUCUGGCAAUAAACUUUGUCAUUAAAAUCAA